AUGUUCAGCCUGGCCAGCUUUGUCGAAGAUAUGAAUCACGCAUGGCUUGUCGUCAACCGUGAUCUCCUUCCGGUAGCCGUUCUCAAUGCUAGAGUCGAACUAUAUCUCGUCAUCACGCCUUAUGUUGUUGCGAGUGGCACCUACCGUGUCAGCAAAGUGACCAAGAGAGAAACUGUUGCAGAGAGAUGUCUUGCCAACGCCACCACUUCCUAG
Messenger RNA from Clonostachys solani, 213 nucleotides. The record is from the annotation of a GenBank genome assembly. Lineage: Eukaryota; Fungi; Ascomycota; Sordariomycetes; Hypocreales; Bionectriaceae.